This is a messenger RNA of Camelina sativa (false flax), 1621 nucleotides long. RefSeq names its product ethylene-responsive transcription factor ABI4-like. The record is from RefSeq and is a predicted model, not a curated record. Gene Ontology annotation, biological process: positive regulation of DNA-templated transcription; response to stress. Lineage: Eukaryota; Viridiplantae; Streptophyta; Magnoliopsida; Brassicales; Brassicaceae. Gene Ontology annotation, molecular function: DNA-binding transcription factor activity; transcription cis-regulatory region binding. Gene Ontology annotation, cellular component: nucleus.
AGUGUGAAGAGAGUGCAAGUAUAUAUAAAAGAAGCACCGCCCUAAUCGACCAUUCACAACAAUGACAUUCAAACACUCUUCAGUCUCCCUUUCUUCUUGAUUCGUCCUCUCCAAAUUUUUCCAAUUUCUUUAAUCUCUCUCUUUCUCUCUCUACUUCUUCUUCUUCUUCUUCCUCAUCUAUGGACCCUUUAGCUUCCAAACAACAACAAUACCACCACCAUCUUGACGACAAUAACAAAACCCUAACCCACAAUAAUCCUCAAUCCGAUUCAGCUACCACCACCACCGACUCAACCUCCUCCGCUCAACGCAAACGCAAAGGCAAAGGUGGUCCUGACAAUUCCAAGUUCCGUUACCGUGGCGUCCGACAAAGAAGCUGGGGAAAAUGGGUCGCCGAGAUCCGAGAGCCACGUAAGCGCACUCGCAAGUGGCUUGGUACUUUCGCCACCGCCGAAGACGCAGCACGUGCCUACGACCGAGCCGCCGUUUAUCUCUACGGUUCACGUGCUCAGCUCAACUUAACCCCUUCUUCACCAUCCUCCGUCUCUUCCUCUUCAUCCUCCGUCUCCGCCGCUUCGUCUUCUCCUUCCUCGUCCUCCUCCUCUACUCAAACCCUAAGACCUCUCCUCCCUCGUCCUACCCCCGCCACCGUCGGAGGAGGAGCCACCUUUGGUCCGUACGGUAUCCCUUUUAACAACAAUAUCUUCCUUAAUAGUGGGACCUCCAUGUUAUGCCCUAGUUAUGGUCUUCUCCCUCACCAACAACAACAACAACAAAAUCAGAUGGUGCAAGUGGGACAAUUCCAAAACCAACAGUAUCAGAAUCUUCAGUCCGGUAACAGUAGUAACAAGAUCUAUGACAUCGAGCUAACAGAUGUUCCGGUAGCUAAUUCAACUUCGUCCCAUCAUCAUGAGAUGGCGCUAGGGCAGGAACAACAACCAGGAGGAAGUGGGUGUAAUAAUAAUAACACUAAUAAUUCAAUGGAGGAUUUGAACUCUCUGGCUGGUUCCGCGGGUUCGAAUCUAUCAAUAUCUCACCCACCGCCGGUGGUUGAUCCGGUGUGUUCUAUGGGUAUGGAUCCGGGUUAUAUGGUAGGAGAUGGAUCUUCAACGAUUUGGCCUUUUGGCGGAGAAGACGAAUACAGUCAUUGGGGGAAUAUUUGGGAUUUUAUUGAUCCUAUCUUGGGAGAAUUCUAUUAAUUUGUUUUUGUGGAAGAUCAUAUUAUAUACGAUGAGCACCCCUUAAAGAUCGGUCAAGAAUUUUGGAGAUUCAUUGUUGUGAGGAAUCAAAGAGACUACACUCUUAUGAGGAGGGAGCUUUGCAUGCAAGAUUUUGGAGGAUUUUUUUUACCUAUAGAGAUAAAUAAGAGGGUAUUUUAAUUCUUUUUUCGAAGAUUUUUUAUUUUCGGGGAAUUCGUAAAAGAGAUUUACGGUUCCAAUAAAGUAUAUAUAUGUGGAAGAGAGGGAGAACGGUGGAAAAAGUUGUUUGCGGAAUUUAUUGGUUCAACAUUUCCUUCACAGAGUGCCUUAUUUUAGGAUAUGAUAAUUUCGAUUUGGUUGUUAAGUUUCGGAGGUUAUAUAUGUAUAAUUUUGUUUUUAAUCUCUGAGAUUAUUUAUACUUA